Messenger RNA from Ricinus communis (castor bean), 2003 nucleotides. RefSeq names its product squalene monooxygenase SE1. NCBI's taxonomy places the organism in Eukaryota, Viridiplantae, Streptophyta, Magnoliopsida, Malpighiales, Euphorbiaceae. Gene Ontology annotation, molecular function: squalene monooxygenase activity; flavin adenine dinucleotide binding. The record is from RefSeq and is a predicted model, not a curated record. The coding region runs from base 182 to 1792 and encodes 536 amino acids. The transcript is spliced from 8 exons. Gene Ontology annotation, biological process: sterol biosynthetic process. Gene Ontology annotation, cellular component: endoplasmic reticulum; membrane.
CCCUGAAGAAUCUCGUGUCUCUGUUUCUUAACUAAUCUAAAAGACAAAAACAGCCAUUAUUGCCAGCGAAGCUUUCGUAUUCUAGCUAUAUUAGCCAAAAAAAAGCAAAAGUAUACUACCACCACAACCUCCAUCAAAUACAGAAACAGCUCGAGAGAAACCAUACGCUGUCGUUUCGGACAUGAAAAUGGCGGAUAAUUACUUGUUAGGAUGGAUCUUAUGUUCUAUAAUAGGACUGUUUGGAUUGUAUUAUAUGGUGUAUUUGGUGGUCAAAAGAGAAGAAGAAGAUAACAACAGAAAAGCUCUGUUACAAGCAAGAAGUGACUCCGCCAAAACUAUGUCCGCCGUCAGUCAAAAUGGAGAAUGCAGAUCCGAUAACCCUGCCGAUGCUGACAUCAUCAUCGUUGGUGCUGGCGUUGCUGGUUCCGCUCUGGCUCAUACUCUCGGCAAGGAUGGGCGUAGAGUGCAUGUUAUUGAAAGAGACUUGACUGAACCUGACAGAAUUGUUGGUGAAUUGCUACAACCGGGGGGCUAUCUAAAGUUAAUUGAGUUAGGACUUGAAGAUUGUGUGGAAGAAAUUGAUGCACAGCGGGUGUUUGGUUAUGCACUUUUUAUGGAUGGGAAACACACCCAACUCUCUUAUCCCUUGGAAAAGUUUCACUCUGAUGUAGCAGGGCGGAGCUUCCACAAUGGGCGUUUUAUACAGAGGAUGCGGGAGAAAGCUUCAUCUAUUCCUAAUGUACGAUUGGAACAAGGAACUGUCACUUCUCUAAUUGAAGAAAAAGGGAUAAUCCGAGGAGUGGUUUACAAAACGAAAACUGGUGAAGAGCUCACAGCUUUUGCACCACUAACAAUUGUUUGCGAUGGUUGUUUCUCAAACUUGCGUCGCUCCCUUUGCAACCCCAAGGUGGAUGUGCCCUCUUGUUUUGUUGGUUUGGUCUUGGAGGAUUGCAAACUUCCAUAUCAAUAUCAUGGGCACGUUGUAUUGGCAGACCCUUCCCCAAUUCUGUUCUAUCAGAUCAGUAGUACAGAAGUUCGCUGUCUAGUUGAUGUACCUGGCCAGAAGGUUCCUUCUAUUUCAAAUGGGGAGAUGGCAAAAUAUUUGAAGAAUGUGGUGGCACCUCAGGUUCCGCCAGAAAUAUAUGAUUCCUUUGUAGCUGCAGUUGAUAAGGGAAACAUUCGGACAAUGCCAAACAGAAGCAUGCCUGCUUCUCCUUAUCCUACUCCUGGUGCAUUAUUGAUGGGUGAUGCAUUCAACAUGCGCCAUCCUCUGACUGGGGGAGGAAUGACUGUGGCACUAUCUGACAUUGUUGUGUUGCGGGAACUUCUGAAGCCCUUGCGUGACCUGCAUGAUGCACCUACUCUCUGCAGAUAUCUUGAAUCCUUCUACACCUUGCGAAAGCCUGUGGCAUCUACAAUCAAUACGCUUGCAGGUGCCCUCUACAAGGUGUUUUGUGCUUCAUCUGAUGAAGCAAGGAAUGAAAUGCGGCAGGCUUGCUUUGAUUAUUUGAGUCUAGGAGGUGUAUUCUCAACUGGACCAAUCUCUUUGCUCUCGGGUUUAAAUCCUCGUCCAUUGAGCUUGGUUGUCCAUUUCUUUGCUGUGGCAAUUUAUGGUGUUGGCCGUUUGUUACUGCCAUUCCCUUCACCUAAGCGCGUCUGGGUUGGAGCUAGGUUGAUAUCGGGUGCAUCAGGAAUCAUCUUCCCCAUUAUCAAGGCAGAAGGAGUUAGACAGAUGUUCUUCCCCGCAACCGUCCCAGCAUAUUAUAGAGCUCCUCCUGUUGAAUGCAAUUAGUUUGACAAGAAUGUGAGUGAAAAAUUCGUGACAAGAAGGAACGGGGCGUUUCUCAUUUUGGUUUUAAUCUCAUCCCUUUGUUCAAAUCAAAGUUGAGGGGAAAAGAAGUGUGAAUUGUAAUACGCUUUAGUUUAUAGGAGAAUGUUUUCCCUAGGAUGUCUAUAUCUGUGACUCUGAGCUCAAAAUAUAUAAAUUUUUUUAUUUUCACUUA